Messenger RNA from Anneissia japonica, 2220 nucleotides. Its product is annotated as hemicentin-1-like. Lineage: Eukaryota; Metazoa; Echinodermata; Crinoidea; Comatulida; Comatulidae. Bases 168 to 1238 code for a protein of 356 amino acids. The record is from RefSeq and is a predicted model, not a curated record. Gene Ontology annotation, molecular function: protein binding. The transcript is spliced from 9 exons.
AUAUUUAUUUUCAUUCGAAAAUAAAAUUUGAAUUUGUAUUUGAGUUAUCGAGGUAUCAAGACGAAGAUAACCUGAUUGUGCGAGGCCGUGUUGACGCUAUUCACAAGCCGAAAGAUGCGCCAUAUGGGAUUGGCGAUGAUGCAGAAUACGGCGGAAAAACAGUAGAAAUGCUUCUCUAUCUGGAGGAAAAGUACGGCCGGGUGACCUCAUUCACAAGCACCUACACAGCUAACACCUGGAACAUUACCAUCGACUUAGCAAAAGACGUCCUACAGACUGAUAUGGAGCAUUCAACAGUUUUUUUUACUGAAAAUGUGUUCCCAUGGAAAACUAAACUAACAAUAGUGGGACUGGAAAAUGAUGAUGAUUAUGGAACUUACGCGUGUAGGGGCAAGGACUCUCAAAAUGAUGUGACCAUAUUACAAAAAGAACCAAUAUCAAUGGAAACACCACAGCGACAAAACCUUACUUUUCGUGAGAGUGGAACUAUAAGAUGUAAAGUUGCGGGGCGUCCAACACCGAAAGUCAUGUGGACGGUUAACGAGAAGCCUAUCAAUGAAUCAUCAAAGUAUGUGAUACUCGCUGAUGGGUCUUUACGUGUCAAUGACGUUGCCGGAAGCGACGCUGGUGAGUACAUCUGCGAAGGUUUCCAGCGAGAAACAGGUGACAAUCAGGCAAAAUUAAUCACGGUGACGAUUAUCUACGAGGUACCGACUGCUCCGUUAAUUUGGGUACUUGAUGAAGACAUCAAAUCUCGCAGCGCAAUUAUCCACAUCAAUUCUUCCAAUUCUUUGGAUGUGCUACCUGGAUUUCACUACGUUUUGUAUGUCAAUGGCACCAAUUUAACUGUGUCUGGAAGCACGUAUAACGAUGAAGUGUCUCUGAGUAUCGACGUAACGCCACUGACGCCCUCUACAGAUUAUGACGUAUAUGGCGUGGCUGUUAGUGAGGGUGGAACUAGCGAAUCCUCAAAUCACAUCAAAUUUCAAACUAACGAUGAUGAAACUCAAAGACUAAUCGUGAAUACGUAUUUCGGAAUCAUCAUAUGUAAACUAGAUUUCUACUCUGUUACCUGGAAGAAAGAUGGCUAUUCAUUACCAGACUGGAUUAGCGGUUAUUUUUACUUCUACAAAUACAUCCUAAUAGUCAAUGUCGAUUAUUCUGAUGCUGGAACGUACACAUGCAUUGGAAACAAUUUAAGCUGUUCUAUUAACGUUAUUGUUGAAGAAGGUCAGUGAAAGUAAAUUUCUCGGGAACAGACUGAUUAAUCGGACAGAAGUGAUAUUUCUACAUUUGGAGUCAUCCACAAGAUAUUGUUUACUAACCUGUAAUCAACUAAUAGCUGUCUUUCCAACGUUCCAGUAUAAUUCUAUCAAGAACAGAAAAGCUGAAAUAAUUUAAAAUUCAUUUUAUAGUUUAAUUCUUUGUUUCAAAAGCUGUUGGUAGAUUCUUGGAAUAUUAUAAUAUUAUGAAAAAAAUAUCUGCGUCAACCCGUUAGUGUUUUGUAUUGCCACACGUCACUGUAAUUAUUUCUAUUCAUUUUUUGUAUUAAAGUAUACUGCCCUCUAUCGACAAACAUUUAUUUAGUUUGACCGGAAUUAACUAUGAACUGUUGGGAUUUUAUGAAUAAUACUUUUUACAUUUUCAAUUUUUUAAGUUUUUAAUUUUUUGAAACAAUAUUAAUUAUUUGGAAUUGAACUUUAUCAAUAUAUAUAUUAAUCGUUUUAAUAGUAUAGUUUUUGAACUUCUUGAAAAUACUGUCAACAAUUUAAAAAGUUAUGACGUAUUAUCACUACUUCCGGCAAAUUACAUACAUUAGUUGAAAAGCCCCGUUUGCGGAAAUCUGCGAGUUAGAGUCAUGAAGGCGUCAGACUGCAUUUGAAUAGCGCUUACUAUGAUCAACAUAGAAACAACCGUUAAGUAGAUGUGAGUUCUAUAUACAUAUUGCAAGUUCAACCCAUUAGAUGCGGCGGAAGUUUUGCCAAGUAGAAAUAAAAUAAUCCCACCCAUCAUGGCGAUAGGAUUCUACUCAUUGAUUGGAAUUUUAUGCUUUCAAGGUAAGAAUGAUAUAAAUUCAGCCGGAUAUUUAAGGCAUAUGCCUACUAAAAAUUCCAUUCAACUAAAACGCAUCAAAGUGUGAUAUAAGAAUAUGUUACAUGAGAUAGUGGUCCACAUAAUAAAAGCACGAGUACAUUAAAUUAUUUUGCAUCGUUAUCUUAA